Messenger RNA from Aedes albopictus (Asian tiger mosquito), 3027 nucleotides. RefSeq lists its product as uncharacterized. NCBI's taxonomy places the organism in Eukaryota, Metazoa, Arthropoda, Insecta, Diptera, Culicidae. The transcript has 3 exons. Bases 55 to 1944 code for a protein of 629 amino acids. The record is from RefSeq and is a predicted model, not a curated record.
AGAGGCGUCAUUUUCACUUUUUUUUUCUCUGUUUCUCUCUCUCGUUACAGGUAAAUGACAACCGCACUUGGUUUGGCAAGUUGUAAGAAGUUGAUGAGCAAUUUGAUAUGGCCGGGAAUGGGUGGUGAAGGUUGUGUAGAGAAGCCGUUGGCCACGCUCUGGAGGAACUAUACUCAAAACAGCAAACCGGACGUGCUGAUGAAGCUGUGCUUGUGCCCUUCCGGACUGAAGGCCACCACUCGGCAGCACGGUCUCACGGAGUACUGGUCCCAUCGGAUAACGUACUGUACGGCACCAAAGAACUACCCGAGGGUCUUCUGCUGGAUCUACAGGCAUGAGGGUCGAAAGCUGAAGCAUGAGUUCCGUUGUCAUGCGGUCAUCUGUACCAAAGAAUCCGUUGCGAAGGAUAUCAGUUCUACACUGAAGGAAAAUCUAGCCAAAGCUCUGCAGGAGUUCAAACGGGACAAGCUGAACCGGCAAAAUGCCCGCCUGAGUUUGGCCAACAGCGUGUACGACAACCCGAGCAUGCCCCGGCGGAAAAUCAUGCUGAGCGUCGGUGCCAACAACUACCGACCACCGCUGGAGCGAUCCAAAUCCGCUCCAAAACUGAUGGCCAUCGAGGAGAUGAUUGCCGAGGAGGACGAAGAGGAAGAUGAAUCCGCCGGUAGACCGGUAAGCAAGAGUCAGGGAGAAGAGCUGCGGGCGUGCUGUAAGGAGGAUUCACUGUUUCCGUCAACGACCCUGGGCAGACGGAGAUGUCGCCGAGGUCAUUCCAUACGCAGGAGCAGACUGAGAAAUUCGUUCAAGUCACCCAAAGCAGUUGAAGCCAAAGUACCUUUGAAGAAUGAGAAUGUCGUGCAGGAUAAUCCCAUGAACAAGUCGGUUGAUUCGAUCUUGGAUACCAUUAAACAGGAAGAAGAGGAAGAUCAGUUGGCAGAAACGGAAGAAUGCACGGAUGACAGUCAAAUUGUGGUGCGACCGUCUCAUCAUUCGGAUUCCUCAGAGGAUGACUUCGAAGCAUUCCUUUUGAACUAUAACUAUAAUUCCAAAGAACCUCUAACGUCGGAGCUAAUCUCGUACUUGGACAUGAAGCUGAGCCCCAAAGUGACCGCAAGCAUGCAUGAUCUGAGCAGUAACCUGCGCGAAGGAGAAUCUGAUCAAAGAAGGCGGUUAGAAGAUGCACGGCUAGCGCUUAGCUUGGAUGAUUUGGAUAACUACGAAGAAGGCCAUGACAAUGAAGAUACCGAAGACGACGUAUUCUUCAAUCAGAAUGAUGUUCUCGAAAUACUUCGAAGUACGACCAAAUGCGGUGAGAAAUCCGACCUCAUGACAUGUAGUGGAGAUGAUACUGCUCCCCCGUCGCUACUAUGUGUAACGAACAAGAUCAAUGGAAACUCGGACAGCGACGAGGGAUCCAUCUCCAGUGGCUGUGAAACCUCCAGUACAGUUACCACCAAUACGGACGAAUCCGCUGCAGCCAUCCUCAUCAAACCGUGCUCCGUUCUGGAGCGAGUUCGAAGCUUCGAGCAACUCGCCGAACAUCCAGUCAUCCAUGAGCCAAUUGGCGAAAAGACUCCUCUCGGAAAACAUAACCUCGACACGACCAUCUUCAAACGGAGCAUCACCUUCCCUGCUCCGGGCGUGAAAACAAGCUUCCUCCUCCCGGUCUCCUCAUCCAUCGUCCCCGAAGAGGAACCCCUCUCGGAAACACCGUUGGAUUCGCUCACUCCCUCACCCACUCCUUCCUCAACGAAACCCUCAACGUCUGCCAACGGAGCCAUCCCCUCGGCUCGACGCCUCAAAUCCACGGUGGCCGCCGUCAACACCGAACUGAUAAACCACCUCCAGGCAAUCGACUCCGAUUCGGACCUCAGCGAUGAAUCCGGCUAUGUGGAAUUUCAGGAUCAUCACCAUCAGCCUACCAUAAAGUCCGUGAAGGCCUGAGAUGGCGCCACGAGGAAGUGAGUCGCCUACUCUGCUCCUCGUGUGAAUCAAUUCACGGCCUACUACGGGUCAGGAACGCAAUCUUAGCGGUGUCCGCAGUGACACGCCUGGCAAACGGGUUCGGGUGCAAAGAUCUAGUGAUUUAGCUUUAUAUCUGUUAUAUAACUUACUGCAUCUAGAUUUGUAAGCAGAGAGAAGCAUCACAAAAAAAAAUCGUUAGGUUGCAUUAUUGUUUUCGGUCGCUCUUGAAUUGAAGAAUCUCACGUGUCGCACUACCUGUUGGGCGACACGUUGCAGCGAGAGCGUAACCCACAUACCAAAUAAUUUAUUACUGUAGUCGUACAUGUUUCGAAAAUAAGUACAUUUCGCAAUGAGAGAUGACCAGCUGGUUACUUUAGUUAGAAGCGAGAACUAGAAGAGGGAUUAUAAAUUGAAAUUUAGUUCUAGUAGGAACCAAGUGAUUAGGUGUCACAUCACAAAUGUGGGAAGGGAUUAUAUUUAUCUAAGGAAUUUACAGGUACCUUUUUACCUAAAUCUAACCGAUUCCAACUACUAUUGCAAGCAAACAAUCACAAAACUUCCACACAACACAAUCACAAACACAGACCUACAAACAAACUCACACAUUCACGUACAAGUUGUCUUAUCUGAUAGAAACUAACCCAAGCAUAUGUACCAAAACUGAUUCUAAAGUAGAGUUGUUAGGGAAACCUCACACAAACAAGCGCGCACCAGAAACAGAUGUCUUCAAUGUUGUCUACAAACAAUAAUGAUGUUAACAAAUUGGAUGAAAGGAAAAAUCAAUUCGAGAAUAUAAUCUCCAUACCGAUUAAAUCAGUCGAAUCAAAACGAGAAAGGACUUAAAAAUCAGUAAACUGUGAAAUUAUACUAACAAACGAGAUGAUUAUAACUAUUAUUAGAAGUGGUUUAUGUACCAAGGUGGUACAUACGCACGCAGAGAUAGAGAGAGAGAAUAAAUAUGGAUGACUAUAUUUAUUGCGAUACAAGCAGAUGAUAUUAUUAUAAAUGUUUCCAAAUUUAUGGCAAAAAGCUGCAAAAUAAACUAUUGGAUGAAAAUAUGGA